Messenger RNA from Heterotrigona itama, 1835 nucleotides. The record is from the annotation of a GenBank genome assembly. Lineage: Eukaryota; Metazoa; Arthropoda; Insecta; Hymenoptera; Apidae.
CAUACAUACAUACAUACAUACAAAUUCCAUUUCUUUUUUUUUUGCUUUUUUGUCUUGUUUGUCCAAUUCAGAUAUCUGAGUAAAGUGUAAAAUAUAUAAAAAUAAAUGAUUUAAUACAAAUGACGAUACAUCUAUUCAACAAAUAUCUUAAUUUAUUUUUAUGUUUACACUAAUGCUUGUAUUAAUAAAUAGUGAUAAUGACAAGAAUGAGAUAUGGAUGAUCAAUUAUUGUUUUGUAUAGUGCAGAAUAUUAUAAGUGAAAGGAUAUAUUCCACAAUUGAGAAGAUGUGCGAAACAAUUGAAAAAGCAUAUAAACUAAAUUCUGACAAUUUAGAACUCCUUAAGACAAAUCGAAAGCAAUUAGAAAGAGCAUAUUUUAAAGGAGCGAUGCCACAUUUAGAAAAUAUUAAGGAUAUUGUAAAUAAAUAUGUUGUUGUUCCAAGCAAUGUUUUGCUUGAAGAGGAUAAACAUCAAAGAAUACAAUACAGUGACGCAGACUUUGAAAGUCUCAAUCGAAGGUUAGAAGAUUUACAAGAAAGAGCAAAAAAAGCUACUAUUUUGAAUGCAAUACUGAAAGAAGAGCUGCAGAUUUUAGAAAAAUUUCCAAUUUCUGAAGGAGAUGUAAAUAAAAUGUGUGAUAUAAUAGAAAAGAUGAAAUGCCCUGAUAUAGGUGAAAAAAUGUAUCAGUCAGUAGAAGACUAUAAACAAUUUUCCACAAGUUUGUUUGAUAUUAGAAAAAUUACAACAAAAAUGAAGUACAACACAGUGGAUAAUCUGAAAUGCAAAAAGUGUACGAAGAUGGAAUAUAUUGCACAAUCCACAGUUAGGUCUCUUUCACAUAAGCCGCAUACACGCAUGACGAGACAAGAGUCUUUUUUGUGUUUUGUGGGUUCUUACAUGCUCGUGUAUAAACUGGCAUUCCCGGUUUAACGUAACUUGUUUCUUUCUGCCUGGUAGUCGUGUAUUCCCAUAUGGAAAAGACAGAGUACACUAAAGCAUAGCGCUUCCCCUUAAAAACACUCCGGUAGUGGGGCACGUUAGAGCAGGGGAUUUUCGCUUCUACGCUAACAAAGAUUUACCAGCGUCAUUCCAACACGUUCUGUUGAGUAUAGUGGAAGAGAAUAAUGUGUGCUAUUAUAAUUUUUCAUUUCUCUAAAUAAUUGUCAAAGGCGUGAAAUAUUUUCUGACGUAACCAAAUAUUGCUAUAGCUUAGAAUUUUCAUUUUACAAUAAUAAUUUUUAUAACUAUUCUGUGUACACAAUUUGCAACAAUUAUAAAGAUGCAUGGCAGAAAAUAUGUUCAAAAGGAAAAUGUUUCUGACAAAAAUCAUGUAUGAUUUACUCAAACAAAAUUAUAUUGAUUAUUUCGGAACCGAAAUAAAAUAUUUUUGAAACGUAAAAAGAGAUUUCUAAAGUAUUUCUAACAUAAUUAAAAUAAAAUUUCAAGAAAGAAAUUCGAAGAUUUUAUUUCUCGUUUUUUAUGUACGCCAUAAUUAAUGACUGAAAAUUAGAGAAACUUAAAUAAAAGAGUUGAGGAUCAUUUUUUAAAAUAUAUCAAAGAUAUAUAUACAAAGUUAUAAACUAUAUUGUUAAUGUGCUAUUAUUUAGGAAUUUAAAAUUAAGCUAAAUGAGAAUUUAUAUAUAUAAUUUGUAAAUAUCAGUUAAUAAGAAUGUAAGACUUAUGAUAUUAAUUAUUACAUUAGUAAAUUAUAAGACAUGUUCACGUGUUCACAACUAAUUUUGAUCCAGGUAUUGAAUGUAAUUGUGAGAAAAUAAACAUUAUUUAAUCAAGUACUUCGAUGUGCUGAAAGAAAUUUGUAAAUUUUUAUACAUGCA